Suhomyces tanzawaensis NRRL Y-17324 is the source of this 2031-nucleotide messenger RNA. RefSeq names its product C-22 sterol desaturase (gene ERG5). Bases 204 to 1787 code for a protein of 527 amino acids. Gene Ontology annotation, molecular function: monooxygenase activity; heme binding; oxidoreductase activity, acting on paired donors, with incorporation or reduction of molecular oxygen. Gene Ontology annotation, biological process: sterol metabolic process. The record is from RefSeq and is a predicted model, not a curated record. NCBI's taxonomy places the organism in Eukaryota, Fungi, Ascomycota, Pichiomycetes, Serinales, Debaryomycetaceae. The transcript has a single exon.
CGGAACCACAUUGGUAGGUCCUCUAACUUAGCCCCUAUUAAAGAUCUCUGGUGGGGCGCUAUUUUCCUCGAACCAUUCACUUGUAGUCCAUUUCAGAAAAUUUUCAAUCGGGCCUUCCUGUAUGGUGGAGUGAUUAUAAAAUUAUUUGUUAUUCCUCUAAUUUUUAGCCAGAAGGAAUUGUUCUUUUACUCUACGGGGUUAAUAUGAGUGUCAACACCACCUCUCCGAUAGCCCAUGGGCUUGAGCAGAUCCGUCAAAGAAUUGACGGAGAUUUCCUCGCAAAGACCGCCGAGUUCACCCAGCAGGUCACCUGGUGGCAGUGGACCAUCACAGCCAUCGUGUUGUGUUUGACCUAUGAUCAAGUGAUGUACCAAGUCCGUAAAGGUCCUAUUGCUGGCCCAGCUUUCAAGAUCUGGCCUAUCAUUGGUCCCUUCUUGGAAUCUCUUGACCCAAAGUUCGAAGAGUACGUCGCCAAGUGGGACUCAGGUGCUUUAUCUUGUGUUUCCAUUUUCCACAAGUUUGUGGUUAUUGCAUCGUCCAGAGACCUUGCUAGAAAGAUCUUGAGUUCACCAAAGUAUGUCAGACCAUGUGUCGUGGAUGCCGCAUACAAGAUCUUGAGACCAACUAACUGGGUUUUCUUGGAUGGUAAGGCCCACAGUGACUACAGAAGAUCUUUGAAUGGUCUUUUCGUGACCAAGGCUUUGGAGAUCUAUAUCAAGGUCCAAGAGAAGUACAUGGACAUCUACCUCGACAGAUUUGUCAACUAUGAUGGCCCAAGAGAAUUCUUCCCUGAAUUCAGAGAAUUACUUUGUGCCCUUUCUUUGAGAACUUUCUGUGGUGAUUACAUCCUUGAGGAGCAAAUCGCUGAAAUUGCUGACAACUAUUAUAGAAUCACUGCUGCCUUGGAACUUGUCAACUUCCCAAUCAUUAUUCCUUUCACCAAGACCUGGUACGGAAAGAAGCUUGCCCAUGACACCAUGAAGAUCUUUGAGAAGUGUGCCGAAAUGUCCAAGAAACACAUCAACGAAAAUGACGGUGCACCAGCCUGUGUUCUUGACGAGUGGAUUUUCUUGAUGAAGCAAGCCAAGGCCCACAAGUUGGGUGACUCCGAGGUUACCGAGGAAGAACAAAAACUUUUGGUUCGUGAGUUCUCCAACAAGGAAAUCAGUGAAGCCAUCUUCACCUUUUUGUUUGCCUCGCAAGAUGCUUCCUCUUCUUUAGCCUGUUGGUUGUUCCAAAUCGUGGCCGACAGACCCGACAUUGCUGAAAAGGUCAGAGCUGAACAGUUGGCCGUCAGAAACAACGACCCUUCCGUUCCAUUAACCUUGGGCCUCAUUGACAAGAUGAACUACACCAGAAACGUGGUCAAGGAAGUGUUACGUUACCGUCCUCCCGUUUUGAUGGUUCCUUACUUGGUCAAGCAGCCAUUCCCAAUCACCAACGACUACACCAUUCCCAAGGGAACUAUGGUCGUCCCCACCCUUUACCCUGCCUUGCACGAUCCUGAAGUAUACGAAGAGCCCGACUCCGUCAUUCCUGAGAGAUGGGACACUGCCACCACUGAGAUGGAAAACCGUAACUGGUUGGUGUUCGGAACUGGCCCUCACAAGUGUCUUGGUAAGAACUACGUCGUGAUGAUGUUUACCUCCAUGUUGGGUAAGUACUUGAUGAACGCUGACUUGGUACAUCACAAGACCGAGUUGUCCGAAAAGAUCAAGGUUUUUGCCACCAUUUUCCCCAAGGACGACUUGAUCAUGGAAUGGCACAGAAGAGACCCUCUUGCCUAAAGUAUGGAGGAGACAACUGUGGAAUAGACGUCCCCUUGCCUGGCAGGCGUGGGCAUUGUUUGUAGACUAGAUUGUACGUACUUAAUAGUGAACCAGACGAUGGUGCCAGAGGUGCCAGUAUCGUACCGACUCGUAGUGCAAGCAGGCAGGCCAUGAAAUGGAGAGUCAAGCAUAACCGAAUAGUGAGUAAACCGUUGGAAAGAGAGCUCUCUGAGGUCAAGCACACCUUUUCAUCGGUCGGUGA